AGGGAGUUCCCGAAGGGGCGGAGCAAGAGGAGGAAGAGAACUGGGACGCGGGACCGGGGAGACUGAGAAGCUCCCUGGCAGGCUCGGUGUUCAGUGCUCACUGACUGCGGCCAGGAUAUGGACAUAAGCUCCCCAAGGAUGCUUAGAGCCACUCUCCUGUGCUGCCUCCUUGGGGCAUUUGGCACCCUGAGGGCUGGGGCAGAAGAGCACGUGGAUGGCCAUGCUGGAGUUCGCCUGGAUAAGAACAUGGUGCAGGACAAAGAGCACAUCAUGGAACAUCUAGAGGGUGUCAUUGAGAAAACAGAGUCGGAGAUGUCUCCACAGGAGCUGCAGCUCCAUUACUUCAAGAUGCAUGACUACGAUGGCAAUAAUUUGCUCGAUGGCUUAGAACUCGCUACUGCUAUCUCUCACGUCCACAAGGAGAAGGAAGAACCAGAAGAAAUGAAUGGAAGUACUCAAAAGGAAGGAGGGGAGCAGGCACCAGCCAUGAAGGAAGAAGAACUGAUGAACUUGAUAGAUGAUGUUUUAAAGGAUGAUGACAAGAACAAUGACGGCUACAUUGACUAUGCUGAAUUUGCAAAAUCACUGGAAUAAAAAUCUGCUGACAGUCCUCUAGUUAUAUGCAAAUGUGACCCAGUAUAAUGUGAUUGAAUGCUUGCCAUAUUGCAAAGUAGUUGUGCUUUUCCAACUUCAGUGCUAUAGGAUGCGACCUGUAGCAACUUGUUACUUCGGAGGAAAAAUAGAAACUUUUUGGGAGCUGUGACUCAAAAAUGAUGGCACUGCAUCCCACUUCUGAAUUGAUGUUUAACUUCUUAACAGACAGGCACUUUUGGAGAAUGUGGUAUGUCAUUGAGGGGGGUGCUUAGAAUCUCGGUUUUGAAUGUAGGAUACUACCUGACUCUUGGUUUUAUUAAUGUUAUCCGAAAAUCUUGUCAAAUGAAUACUUCUUUCAUGUAGCCAGGGAAACUUCACGUGGCCUAGGAAAUAAAUAGUGUCCCAGACACAUAAUCUCAGCCGAAUAUUUACCCCAUCGGUUUUCAUGUAAUCAGUGUUCUUUGUGGCUUGCCCAGUACAGAGAGUUGCUUGCUGUGGGCAGGUGGCUGUUUGCAAGGCUGUUUAUAGCUACAAACAUUAGAAAGGAAUGUUUGCCAAAUACUGAACUCAACUGUCAGUAGAGCCUGUUGAUGAAAACAGUUUUGAUUUGGGUGUAUAUAACCCCCUAUGUUGACCUCAGCAUUUACGCUUUUCAGUCUUUCAAUAUUUUACAGGACUACUGCCACAUCCCUAUACUUUUUUUGCUAUUAUUUUUUUUUUUAAACAUCAUUUUCAACCCGGGGGGAGACCUUGAAUGAGACCUUGAAUGAAUGUAAUGUGGUUCUUUGCUCCAAACGAUGUCAAAAAUAUUAACUUUCUUAAUGUUUGUAUUUAACAUUAGUUUCUGGAGUUCCAUUUUAUGGUGUAGAAGCUGUAGGUAGAAUGCAAAAAACUCUACCUGGUCAUGGGGCAUAAAAUAAAGUUCUACAUAAAUAUAACCUUCAUCAGAAUGAAAACAAGAAUGCUGCCAGUUAAGGGUUAGUGAGACACCUUAACAUUCAGAAUAGGUUUUCAGAAGGAAAGCUGUUGAAAUAGAGCUCUCCUAAUCAAAAGAAUACUUGAAUUCUUUCAGAUCAGUACAAAAGGCCGAAAGUCCUUUGAACUUUGUAGACUCAACAGUAUUUGAAAAGUAAGACAACAUCUCUGAGACAAAAAGCACUGUCUCAGUACAAGUUUGGAUGUGAUCGACAUACUGUGUUAAAUGGCAUUAGAAAACCUGAAACGAGAUGUCAUUUUCAUAACUAAUAGGAAAGGAAUCUCUGAUUACUGAAAUGUGCUCUAAGAUGUUCAAAGACCUAUUUUCUGUAUUAAAGUAUUCUUGAGAGAAAACAAAUGUAUUCGUAAAAAUGGUUUCCUGUGUCGAGUGUUUGUGCAAUCAGAGCUAAGUUGUAAACUAUUCUUGUAAUAUCUAGUUAUUUUGAAAGAUUUGUAUAAUGGAUUAUUCUGGAUAUAUGAGUAAUAAAAAUGAUGAAAUUGA
Dromiciops gliroides (monito del monte) is the source of this 2071-nucleotide messenger RNA. It is a transcript of the gene MCFD2, whose product is annotated as multiple coagulation factor deficiency 2, ER cargo receptor complex subunit. The transcript has 5 exons. The record is from RefSeq and is a predicted model, not a curated record. Lineage: Eukaryota; Metazoa; Chordata; Mammalia; Microbiotheria; Microbiotheriidae. Gene Ontology annotation, molecular function: calcium ion binding. The coding region runs from base 118 to 594 and encodes 158 amino acids.